This is a messenger RNA of Neltuma alba, 2548 nucleotides long. Its product is annotated as MDIS1-interacting receptor like kinase 2-like. Lineage: Eukaryota; Viridiplantae; Streptophyta; Magnoliopsida; Fabales; Fabaceae. Bases 1 to 2436 code for a protein of 811 amino acids. Gene Ontology annotation, biological process: protein phosphorylation. The record is from RefSeq and is a predicted model, not a curated record. Gene Ontology annotation, molecular function: protein kinase activity; ATP binding; protein binding. The transcript is spliced from 11 exons.
AUGGGUGUGAUGAUAUUGGUAUUGUUACUAUGCUUUGCUAUAGCUUGCUCGCAGCAGAUUAAUAUGAUAGAAGAGGAGAAACGAGCUCUGUUUCAGACCAAAUGGUGGGAUUUUACCGAUAACUUCUCAGACGACCCUUGUAACUGGCAAGGCAUAUAUUGCAAUGAAUUUGGAAGCGUUAUUGGGAUGAGUCAGCCAAUGAUCACUCCAGAUGACCCUCGGCUAGCAGAUUUAAACCUCACUACAUUUCCCAAUCUACAACAUUUGGGUCUUCGUAGAAUGGGUUUGAUAGGUGCUAUUCCGACUCAGAUAGCAACUCUUCAUAAUCUCAGUACCAUACCAACUCAAAUUGGAGUUCUUCAAAGUCUUAUCUCUUUAGACUUAUCUAACAACAAUAUUAAUGGUAUCAUUCCAACUCAAAUUGGAGCUCUUCCAAAUCUCUCUUUUCUAGACUUGUCUUACAACAAUAUUAUUGGUACCAUUCCAACUCAAAUUGGAGUUCUUCAUAGUCUUAUCUCUUUGGACUUGUCUAACAACAAUCUUAAUGGUACCAUUCCAACUCAAAUUGGAGUUCUUCAUAGUCUUAUCUCUUUGGACUUGUCUAACAACAAUCUUAAUGGUAUCAUUCCAACUCAAAUUGGAGCUCUGCCAAAUCUCACUCAUCUAGACUUGUCUUACAACAAUAUUAUUGGUACCAUUCCAACUCAAAUUGGAGUUCUUCAUAGUCUUAUCUCUUUAGACUUGUCUAACAACAAUCUUAGUGGCACCAUUCCAACUCAAAUUGGAGUUCUUCAUAGUCUUAUCUCUUUGGACUUGUCCAACAACAAUCUUAAUGGUACCAUUCCAACUCAAAUUGGAGUUCUUCAUAGUCUUAUCUCUUUGGACUUGUCUAACAACAAUCUUAUUGGUGCCAUCCCCACUUUGAUUUUUAAUUUGAUAAGUUUAGAAUACUUUGAUGUUUCUCAAAAUCAGUUAAGUGGCAGCAUACCAGAACAAAUUGGAAAUUUCACCAAUCAUCUUUCUAAUCUAGAUAUCUCCCAAAAUAAUCUAAGUGGAAAAGUGCCAUACAUUUCAAAUUUUCUACAAUUUUGUGGUAAUUUUAGUCACAACCAAUUUGAUGGAAUAUUACCAUCUGACAUAUGCACUUCCCCAUCAGACUGUAGCAUUGAUUUGAGCUACAAUAAUAUCUCUGGUACUAUACCUAGAGAACUUGGUAGACUUCACUACAUCAACUUGUCAUACAAUCUUCUCAGCAGUUAUGUUCCAAGUGAAGUUUAUUGUUGUUUCCCCCAUGACAUUUUAGAUGGGAAUGAAGAAUUACUUGGUCCAGAGAUUCAUGAUUCUUUUAAGGCUCCAAAGUCUUUAUUAUUGAAAAUCUUUAUUCCUUCAACAAUUUUUCUUGUCAUCAUAUUUGUUGUCGGUUUCAUUUUACUUCAAUGGUUCAAAAGGAACAAGAAAUCCAUAAGUGAGACAAGAGAGGGAAAAAAUGGGGAUUUGUUUUCCAUAUGGAAUUAUGAUGGAAACAUUGCAUAUAAAGAUAUCAUUGAAGUAACAGAGGACUUUGACAUCAAGUAUUGUAUUGGAACCGGUGCCUAUGGAAGUGUUUAUAGAGCACAGCUUCCUAGCGGCAAAAUUGUGGCAUUGAAAAAACUUCACAAAAGAGAAUAUGGAAACACAUCUUUUGCCAAGAGUUUUCACAAUGAAGUAAAGAUGUUGAGUGAAAUUCGACAUCGCAAUAUCGUAAAGCUUUAUGGUUUUUGUUUACAUAAUCAAUGCAUGUUUCUCAUCUAUGAAUACAUGGAAAGAGGUAGCCUUUUUUAUGUGUUGAAUAAUGAUGAUGAAGCUAAAGAAUUAGAUUGGAGUAAGAGAGUAGAUGCCAUCAAAGGAAUAGCAAAUUCUUUGUUUUACCUUCAUCAUGAAUGUGCCCCUGCAAUUAUCCAUCGAGACAUAACAAGUAGUAAUGUGUUAUUGAACUCAAAGAUGGAGGCAUUUCUAUCUGACUUUGGCACUGCUAGAAUCAUUGAUCCAAAUACAUCUAAUCAAACUCUUCUAGUUGGUACUUAUGGUUAUGUUGCUCCAGAGCUCGCAUACACCUUAGUUGUAAAUGAAAAAUGUGAUGUUUAUAGUUUUGGAGUGGUGACAAUGGAAACAAUCAUGGGAAGACAUCCUGGAGAUUUGAUAUCAUCUUUGUCAAAGACAUAUUCUGGAAGCAUUUGGCUAAAAGAUGUGUUAGACUUACGUAUCCCAUUGCCAUCACGGAAAGAUGCAAGAGAUGUGACUCUUUUGGUCACAAUAGCAUUAGCAUGCUUGAAUCCAUCUCCCCAGUCUCGACCAUCAAUGCAACAAGUGUCUCGAAGGUUUUCAUCCUCCAAUAUGCCAUUAGCCAUUCCUUUCAAUGAUAUUUCGAUCCAACAUUUAAUGAAUCAAAAUGUGUAAACCAUGUAGUCUAAUAAAAAGCUAGUAGAUUUCGCUUUAUAUUUGAUUUUUUAGGUUGAUGUAACCUUUAAUUAGGAUGUUCCAUAAAGUCUAGAUUUGAAUUUUGAAGUUU